Nelumbo nucifera (sacred lotus) is the source of this 1404-nucleotide messenger RNA. RefSeq names its product protein RETICULATA-RELATED 3, chloroplastic-like. Lineage: Eukaryota; Viridiplantae; Streptophyta; Magnoliopsida; Proteales; Nelumbonaceae. The record is from RefSeq and is a predicted model, not a curated record.
UGCUUUUUAGUGCAGAGAACUGGUGGAAAAACUCUCUCACUGUAGUCUGAACUCAAAACAUGGCGACGGUGGCUCAACUUCGAUACUCUCCUCUCUCUAACCAUUACAAUUUCCCCGGAAACCGUCAUGUUGUAUCUCCAAAUCCCCGUUUUCCGGCGGCGUCUUUUCCUGUUCAUUUCUCUUCCCCCUCUACCUCCUCUUCAAAUCUAUCUUCCUCGUUUCCGAAAACCAGAGCUUCUGACACGAGCUCCCUCGGAAAGUUCGACCUUUCCGAUGCCGGAGGCAAUGGAGGCAGUGGAUCCGGCCGCGGAACAGGUGGCGGUGGCAAUGACGGGUGGAAUUCUGGUCAUAGUGGUAGCGGGGAUUCUGAGGAUCGAUCGUCAUCGUCAUCUUCAGGUUUAGGAAUUCUAGGGCUUUUCUUGAACGGAUGGAGGUCAAGGGUAGGCGCAGACCCUCAGUUCCCCUUCAAGGUUUUGAUGGAGGAAAUAGUCGGGGUUAGCGCGUGCGUUCUCGGGGACAUGGCGUCUCGCCCUAAUUUCGGACUUAACGAGCUCGAUUUUGUGUUCUCGACUCUCGUCGUCGGAUCGAUUCUGAACUUCGUCCUUAUGUAUCUUUUAGCUCCAACGGUGGCUUCGUCUUCGCCCAGCCUCCCUGCGAUUUUCGCAAGCUGCCCGACAAGCCACAUGUUUGAAUCAGGAGCGUACAGCGUGCUCGAUCGGUUUGGGACGUUUGUGUACAAAGGGGUUCUGUUUGCUGCAGUUGGGUUCGCGGCGGGGCUCGUGGGGACUGCGAUUUCGAAUGGGUUGAUUAAGAUGAGGAAGAAGAUGGAUCCCAACUUUGAGACGCCGAAUAAGCCCCCUCCGACCGUGCUGAAUGCUAUUACUUGGGCGAUUCAUAUGGGUGUUAGCAGUAAUUUCAGGUAUCAGACCUUGAACGGGAUUGAGUUCCUGCUGGCGAAGGGUCUGCCGCCGUCGGGAUUUAAGGCGUCGGUGCUGGUUUUGAGGUGUUUGAACAAUGUCCUUGGAGGGUUUUCGUUUGUGUUGUUGGCGAGGCUGACGGGGUCACAGAAGGUCGAAGAAGGGAAGAGUGUGGAGACAACCAAGGAAGCUGGUUUGGCUGAGGAGAAAGUAAGGUUAAUCGAGAAGAGUGAGGAUUUGCAGAGCAGCAGUCAGUCUGGUUGUAAGUGAUCUGGUUAGUCUUCUUUGCUACCCAGCUCUAGAGUAGAAAAGUAAAAUGUGUGUGCUUUUUAUUUUUUAUUUUUUCCUUCUUUUGAAAACUAAAUUGGGAAUGAGACACUGGGUUUGAGUGGGUUUUCACUGAAGGAUGGAUUUUGGGUGUCUCUGAGUUUAUGUAAUUUACAGGUGAAUAUAUGAAAAGGGAAAUAAUCUUUUUAUGUUGGAUCAA